AUUUAUUGAUUUUAAAUACACAUUGAAUACUAGCCUACAAUUGGUAUCACUGUAUUCAACAGUACAGGCAGCCGGUCACGUGACCGGGACAUUAUCUGGCCUAGUAUAUAAUUAUCUAAAUAGGCAACUAUUUGUUGCCAUAUUACUGGUAUUGAUGGCAUCGGCAACCAUAUCGGUACCCUAUUGUACCCGACUAUGGCAAUACUAUUUGUGUGCAUUUAUAUUUGGCAUGGGUGCCGGUGCCUGGACUACUGCCUACAAUGUCUGGCUAAUUGAACUGUGGUCAGAUAAAUCGGAACUGGUACUAUUUGUAUCACAGUUGAUGUACGGUAUAGGUGCCAGUUUGGGACCAUUGAUUGAUGCACCCUAUCUGACUGGGGAACUGGUGGUUGAGCACCAUCAGCAGCAGCACCCGGUGCAUACUAUGGACAGUAGUCAUAGCUACUUAGCUUAUAAUCUAACUGUCCUUGAUAGUCAUCAGCAUCAGUUAGCUGACCAUGUAACCAGUUUAAUAGGUAUUACCAAUGGUGAGCGCCGGGCUAAACUGGUUACACCCUAUGUUAUUUGCGGUUCAAUACUAUUUAUAUGUCCCAUAAUAUUGUUGAUACUAUUUAUUAUAUGCCGUUAUCAAACAGAUAAUAAUAAUCAAAAUAAUAAUCAAAAUAAUAAUAAAGAUAUUGAAACUACAAUUACUACUACAACUACUACUACUACUACUAAAUCAUAUAAUAAUAAUAAUAAUAAUAACCCGAUUACUAGUAUAGUGGAUGUCCCGGACACUACCAUCAAACCAUUUAACACGUGUCGACCCUUAAUUCAACUAACCAUACUGGCACUGGUAGCUAUGACACUAGCCUGUAUCAACUCAUUGGAAUUGGUCUAUUUUAAUUUUGCCAGUACCUAUUUCCAGUGUAUACCCUUACAUAUACCGGCACACAAUGCAGCCAUUAUAUCAUCGGCACUAAGCAUAUCCUAUACCUGUAGUCAAGCCUUGAAUUUUUUCAUAGCCAUCAAAGUGUCGACAAAAUAUAUGAUUGCCUAUCACUAUGUAUUUACAUUGAUAGCUAUGGUGGCACUGGCAUUUGCCAGCCACUCGAUAGUGGCCAUAUGGAUACUGGCCAUAGCCGUCGGCUACGGGUUUUCCAUACUAUUUCCGGGUAUACUGGGUAUAGCCGGUUCCCAAUUGGACAUAUGCAACCGUAGAGGUACUAUGAUUUUCUUUUUUGUCGGUGCCUUCAAUUUUCUGCCGCCCCUCAUAUUGGGACCCUAUUUGGAGUCGAUGCCCCUGAUAUUUGUCAUAUUGCCACUGGCACUGUUAGUUUUGAGUAUACUGGGUACUAUUGUAUUUGUAAUUUUAAUGAAAAAAUAUGUAUAUAAUGAUAAUGAUAAUGAUAACAGUAAUAAUAAUUGUAAUAAAGUUAGCAAUUGUAAAGAUUAG
This is a messenger RNA of Oppia nitens, 1438 nucleotides long. RefSeq lists its product as uncharacterized. The record is from RefSeq and is a predicted model, not a curated record. The transcript is spliced from 4 exons. Lineage: Eukaryota; Metazoa; Arthropoda; Arachnida; Sarcoptiformes; Oppiidae. Bases 155 to 1438 code for a protein of 427 amino acids.